AGCGGAGGCCUGGCCUUGGUAGGCGCCAACGACGAGCCUCGUUGGUUGUUAAGAAAAUAAUUUAUCAGAAAGGAGAUGGUUUUAAAUGAGAUGAACAAUGAUGGAUGCGAUCAAGAGGACAAAAAAUGCUUGGAGCCUGAUGUCAUCGCGAAAGGAAACAUACUUGAAAGUUUUACAGAGAGUCAAGAAAUGCAGGAGAUGAUUAAUCAUCUUAGAUUGGUAUAUGAAGAUCUGAUACUACGAGAAAGGGUUCUUGAAAAAUUUAAAGUUAUAAUGGAUAAAUACCAGGAACAGCCUCAUCUUUUGGAUCCCCAUUUAGAGUGGAUGUUGAAUUUGCUGCUAGAUAUUAUCCGACAUGAAGCAUCUCCUCCUCUUCUAAUUCAUCUGGCCUUUCAAUUUCUCUACAUUAUUUCAAAGGUACGAGGAUAUAAAACCUUCUUGCGACUAUUUCCUCAUGAAGUAGCAGACGUACAGCCUGUUCUAAAUAUGCUUGUAGCUCAGAAUCCAAAAGACUAUGAGAUCUGGGAGACUCGUUACAUGCUGUUGUUGUGGUUAUCUGUAACAUGUUUAAUCCCAUUUGAUUUGGCACGGCUAGAUGGAAAUAUUGCUUCCAUAGAAGGAUGCCCCCGUGUAUCAACAAUGGAUCGAAUUCUGGCAGUAGCAAAAUCAUACCUUGUUGUAAGUGAUAAGUCUCGUGAUGCAGCUGCGGUCCUGGUCUCAAAGUUUAUUACCCGUCCUGAUGUCAGACAAAAAAGAAUGGCAGACUUCCUGGAUUGGACCCUUUCAACAUUAUCUAAAUCCUCUUUUCAGAAUAUUGAGGGGAUUAUUGUAAUGGAUGGCAUGCUUCAAGCCCUGGCACAACUUUUCAAACAUGGCAAAAGGGAAGAUUGUUUACCAUAUGCUUCUACUGUGCUUGAAUGUCUUGACAACUGCAAGCUCUUUGAAAGUAACCAAACAAUUCUUCGCAAGCUGGGAGUGAAACUUGUUCAGCGACUUGGUCUGACAUUUCUUAAGCCAAAGGUGGCAAAGUGGAGGUAUCAACGGGGAUUCCGAUCUUUAGCUGCAAAUCUACAGUUUUCCACUGGAGGUCUCAUUCCGCAGAAAACAGAAAAUAUAGCAGUUAACACAGGAGAGGAGGAGGAGGAAGAAGAGGAAUAUGAUAUUCCAGGAGAGGUUGAAAAUGUUAUAGAGCAGUUGUUGAUUGGCUUAAAAGACAAAGAUACUAUCGUCAGAUGGUCUGCAGCAAAAGGGAUUGGCAGGUUAACUGGAAGGCUGCCAAAAGAGUUAGCUGAUGAUGUUGUUGGAUCUGUAUUAGAUUGCUUCAGUUUUCAGGAAACUGAUAAUGCGUGGCAUGGUGGAUGUUUGGCACUGGCUGAAUUGGGAAGAAGAGGAUUGUUACUACCUUCCCGAUUAUCAGAUGUUGUUCCUGUGAUUUUGAAAGGACUAACUUUCGAUGAAAAACGGGGAGCUUGCAGUGUUGGCUCCAAUGUACGAGAUUCUGCUUGCUACGUAUGUUGGGCUUUUGCUCGUGCCUAUGACCCUUUAGAACUGAGACCUUUUGUUAACCAGAUUGCAAGUGCCCUGAUUAUAGCUGCUAUAUUUGACCGUGAUGUUAACUGCAGAAGAGCAGCCUCGGCUGCCUUCCAGGAGAAUGUUGGUAGACAGGGGACUUUUCCGCAUGGAAUUGACAUUGUGACUACAGCUGAUUAUUUUGCUGUUGGUAACAGAGCUAAUUGUUUUCUCAAUAUAAGUGUAUAUGUUGCUGGAUUUCCUGAGUAUACACAGCCAAUGAUUGAUCAUCUGAUUAACAUGAAGAUCAACCACUGGGAUUGUGUUAUUCGGGAGCUUUCAUCCAAAGCUCUGCAUAAUCUCACUCCAUUGGCUCCUGAAUAUAUGACCAGGGAAGUUGUACCAAAGCUGCUGACUUUAGCAGUUGGUAUAGAUCUCCAUACCCGACAUGGAGCAAUUCUAGCAUGUGCUGAGAUUACCCAUGCUUUGAGUCUUUUAGCAGAAGAAAAUAAGAGACUUAUUUCAUUUUAUUUGGAUGAAAAAACUUUGGAAGGACUUAAGCAGAUUCAUGUAGAGCUUCAUCGUCGUCAGUUGUAUAGAGGUUUAGGUGGAGAACUAAUGAGGCCAGCUGUCUGCACUUUGAUUGAAAAGUUGUCACUUUCAAAAAUGCCUUUUAGAAAAGAUCUCAUAAUUGAUGAUUGGCAGUGGCUGAUCAAUGAUAGUUUACAAAGCCUUCACCUUAUUUCAAGCAAUUCAAGACAGCAAGUAAAAGAAUCAGCAGUGUCUGCAUUAGCUGCUUUAUGUAAUGAAUAUUACUGCAAUGAAGAGGGAGGAGCAAAUCCAGCUGAGCAAAAUUUGCUGGUGCAAUACAUUUCAGGCCUUCAAAGCCAUGAGCAAAUGAUUCGCUGUGGUUUUUCACUAGCCUUGGGUGCCCUUCCGAAAUUCCUUCUAAAAGGCAAACUCCAGGAGGUUUUAGAUGCUUUGAAAAAAGUCACUUCGAUUUCUGGAGGUGUGAGUUUUGCUGAAUCCAGAAGAGAUGGCCUAAAAGCUGUUGCAAAAGUUUGCUUGACAGUAGGGGUGAAUGGAGAAGGAUCACCAAAUGAAUUUGUGUGUAAACGUAACGUUACAGAGAUAUAUAACAUAUUGUUGGAUGGUCUGAAUGAUUACACAACAGAUAGCAGAGGCGAUGUUGGAGCAUGGGUGAGAGAAGCUGCUAUGACGAGUUUGAUGGAAGUAACCCUGUUGUUAACCAGGACUGAGCCAGCCUUAAUUGAUGCAAAUGUUUCCGAGCGGAUUAUGUGCUCUGUGGCUCAACAGUCAGCUGAAAAAAUUGACCGAUAUCGAGGUCAUGCAGGAUCUGUGUUCCUCACCUUCCUUUACUUUGAUAACCCUCCAGUCCCACACAUACCCCAUCGGGAAGAUUUGGAGAGGAUAUUUCCAAGGUCAGAAGCUGUAACUUUCAACUGGAAAGCUCCAUCCCAGGCCUUCCCCAGAGUCACACAACUUUUGGGAUUAGCAUCCUAUCGCUACCACAUUCUGACAGGUCUCACUGUAUCAAUUGGAGGCCUAACUGAAUCAACAGUGCGAUGCUCAUCCCAAAGUCUGUUCAACUAUCUGAAGAAUAUUCAGAAUGACAGAGAUGCAAUGAGCAUCUUUUGUGAGACUUUGCUGAAAGUCUUUGAGGACAACCUGCUGAAUGACAGAGUAUCUGUUCCACUGCUAAAGAUGCUGGAUCAGAUAUUGGCCAAUGGGUGCUUUGAUGUGUUUAUAACUGAAGAAAACCACCCAUUUCCUAUGAAGUUGCUCACUCUUUGUAAAGAAGAAAGCAAGAGAUCUAAAGAUAUCCAGAAACUCCGUUCCAGCAUUGCUGUGUUUUGUGGCUUGGUUCAAUUUCCAGGUGACAUGAGAAAAAAAGUUCUAUUUCAGCUGUUCCUCCUUCUUUGCCAUCCAUUUCCUGUUAUAAGAAAAACAGCUGCUAGUCAGGUUUAUGAGAUGCUGAUAACCUACAGUGAUAUUGCCGAACCUGAUGUUUUAGAAAAUGUCAUGACAAUUCUGAGUGACACUAAUUGGGAUGCAGACUUGCCAUUUCUGAGGAAGCAGCGGAAUUACCUCUGUGACUUAAUGAACGUGCCCAAGCCCCAAUUGGUAGUGAAGAGCUCAUAAUUGGAAAUCAAUUAAUAUUGAAAAUUACAGUGAAUCCGUAGACACAAAGGAGCAAGCAACUUCAACAACUUGGAUAACAGCAUUUACUGAUCAAGUUAAAAAGAAAAGGCUAAAAAAUGAGAACCUAGUUUUGAAAGUUAUACUUCUUUUUAACUCCUUUUUCUAAAAGAAUAUCUUUUGGUUUCAAAAGUUAAUAUAUAUGUUGGUGGUUUUGUGUUUCUUUCUGAAAAUUAAAUUAAAUUGUGUUGAAAAGUUCAAAUAACUGCAGUUUCUAUUCUCUCUGUUGUUUGACUUUAUUAAGUUACAACAUUCCAAAUUUUACUAUAAUCAAAGUUACCUUGUCAAAUAAGUUAUGCAUUAUAUAAAUAGUCCCGAUCUACCAUUUCAAAACCUAUCUGCAGAAGAGUAGCAGCUUCACUCUUUAGAAAAGACAUUUGAGAAUAAAUUAUCCAGUUGACAUAUCAAUCAAAUGGUAUAAUGAAGUCUGUGGGCAUUCCUGCCAUUUGAGAAGAGCACAAAAUGGAUAGGAUUUCAACCCUGAUACAUUGAUUCCAGCUGAAAAACUGUCACCUUUCUAAACAGAAGUAUAAUUUAUCACUCAAACUUGAUACAAUAUCCUGACUUUUUCAAUGUUGACAAUGUUUUUUUAAAAUGCAUUGAAAUAUUUCUGCUGGUUAAAAAAAAUGCACAAGAAAAUACUAGCUGAAAUAAUGCAAGCAACAUUGGUUGGCAAAAUUAAAAUUGCAUUUGAAAAGCUUGACAAGUUUUUGUUUUGUCUUAACAAUGAGUGGAAAAUCAGAAACAAAUAGGAACAUGUAGCAUGUGGGAUUUGAUUCUCAAAAUGUAGUUUACAGGAUGAAUGUAAAAACUGUGCAUAACUUUUUAAAACAGUUGUGCCCUUAGAAUCACUUAGCAAUGGAAGAGGGCAGCAGUCCCAGGAAAGAGUUGGCUACUUUAAAGGUUAAAGAUAAAAUCUUUAUGCUCUCACAUAUUUUUUUAAUUAUUUCCCAAACGAUGCAUAGCCCUAGUAAAAACAGCAUUCUGUUAAAGUUGUUGACGUAAGUAUUUUCCCCUUUUCAAAUGUGUCUGUACGAAAAAUAAAUUUGUGUAAAAGACAACGUGAUUUUUUUUUUCUUCUGUAGGAAUUUAUUUUUACUUAAAACAAGCAUUUAAUGUUUUUUGGAUGUUCAUAACAAUAAACAUCUGAUGGAGAGGAAGCAUAAAUAAAAGUUAAUUCAUGU
Molecule: messenger RNA, 4913 nt
Organism: Protobothrops mucrosquamatus (brown spotted pit viper)
Lineage: Eukaryota; Metazoa; Chordata; Lepidosauria; Squamata; Viperidae
Gene: TBCD
Product: tubulin folding cofactor D
Exons: 40
Coding region: 76-3672 (1198 amino acids)
Biological process (GO): adherens junction assembly; post-chaperonin tubulin folding pathway; bicellular tight junction assembly
Cellular component (GO): lateral plasma membrane
Molecular function (GO): beta-tubulin binding; GTPase activator activity
Source: RefSeq, a predicted model, not a curated record